This is a messenger RNA of Tyto alba (common barn owl), 3300 nucleotides long. It is a transcript of the gene HTR2B, whose product is annotated as 5-hydroxytryptamine receptor 2B. Gene Ontology annotation, cellular component: dendrite; plasma membrane. Bases 1636 to 3027 code for a protein of 463 amino acids. Gene Ontology annotation, molecular function: neurotransmitter receptor activity; G protein-coupled serotonin receptor activity. The transcript has 3 exons. The record is from RefSeq and is a predicted model, not a curated record. Gene Ontology annotation, biological process: chemical synaptic transmission; regulation of behavior; smooth muscle contraction. Lineage: Eukaryota; Metazoa; Chordata; Aves; Strigiformes; Tytonidae.
GGUCGUUUACAGGAUCUGCACAUCCUGAUGCAGCUACAAGGAGCACACUUUACAGUACUGGAACACUGAAUCAAUUAACCCUCUCUGGCUCUUUUCCAGGCAAACCCCCGCUCAUUUUCGUCCCUGCUUUUCAAGCACUAAAGCUGGAUACACUGGAAUGAGUCUAUCAACAAACAAGGGUAGCAGCAGACUGCGAGCUUUGCUAAUGAACCAAGAGAAAACUGCACAUACACUCUGCUAAUCACCGAAGUAAAAUCAUCAAAAGAAUGGAAGAGAAACAACAGCAGAAAAAGAACACAACCUUAUUUCUACAUUUUUUAAAAUGUGACAAGAAUGAAUCUUCUCCUCAACUCAAGAGUUGGAGGAAAAUACCUGGGUAAGAAAUACAGUUUUCCCAAAAUAGAAAUUCUUAAUCUUGGUAUUAGAGGAAACACAAAUGAUAAACAAAAGCAGAGAAACAAGGUUUAGAAACAUUAUAAAAAACAAAACCAAAUUAACAACUUGUUUUCCAGAGAGUAGUGAAAAAUCUUAUCUUAAAAUCCACCAUGUGAUGAAAAAGAAGAUUACAAAGGAUCUUCCUGGAUGCAAAGUGGACCUUACUAAAAUGCAUGAGAAAGAGGUAAGGCUUUCUUCACCUGAAAAUUGCAACACAUAAAAUCUUUCCAGUAACUGAGCAUACUUUCAGCUUAAUGCCGUGGCAGCUGUUUUCGUCUCUGCUUCAAGGGGGAAAUGUAAGCGUUAAGCCUUCAGCAGAGUUGAGAGAGACAGAAAAAGAGAGAGGGAGAGAAAAAGCUGUGCUUAAUAAAAGCCCUGCUCAGAUUACAAAAAUAAGGAGUUUACUCACCCCCCCCUUCCAAGUAAUGGGUAAAUUUAGAGGUCUCAGUUCCAUAAAUCUUUACGGUUCCCUUGAGACUGUCACCAGUGUUUUAUUGUCUACAGCUUCCUGACCCUCACCUGAUAAUGUCUACAGUUCUUAAUUUAAAACGGAAACCUCAUACAUGAUUUCUGAAGAUAUUUUUGGGGUGACCCUCUGUGGAGAAAUAGUAUUCUUAAUAAGGGGAAAGAUGGGAACUGCUGUCUGCCUACGCACACGCUGCUGGAGACUAGACACUCGGGAGAGGAGGAGUUGCAUAUCCACAACGCAAGCAUCUGCCUUUGCAUCAGUUCGUACUUACAAAGAACAAAUCUAUGUACACCAUAUCUAAAGGAAACCAUUUGGCAUCCAAAUUAAUCUUAGCACUUUUUACUGCUAUAGAAAUAAAAUAAAAGAAAAAAGCAGCUAACGCACUGCUUACUUUUCACAGCUAUUGAAUUGUCUCCUGUAAUCUUCUGAAACCUGAACCUUGCUAUAAAGGGGAAACCAGACCACUGAGCCCUACCAACCAGAGAUGGAUACAAGACAGGACUUUCAUUUUUAAGAUCUGAUUGCACCCAGCAAGGCACAGGAUAAAAAAAUUGGACAUCAGCUCGGACAUGGUUACUGUAUCUCAAAAUAGCAGAUGACCAGUUUACCAUACUGACCAUGCUGGCCUUUCUUCAGGACCAUCCUGGAUCACAGAGGAACAGUGAACUCUCGCACCGUACACAAUUCCUGCGCGAAAUACAGCUCCUGAAUACAUUCUGCUGGACACAAAAAUGUCCUAUCCUUUACAUAUCUUGAAUGGGUCUGGAGUUGGCAAUGGAUCUUUGUCGCCUCUCUCAGUAACAGGAGAACCCAAGCAGGACUACCCAAGUGACGAACAAGGAAACAAAGUGCGUUGGGCAGCUUUACUGAUCCUCCUGGUGAUAAUCCCCACCAUUGGGGGGAACAUACUCGUCAUACUGGCUGUGUCUCUGGAGAAAAAGUUGCAAUAUGCUACCAACUACUUUUUGACAUCCUUGGCGGUGGCAGACUUGCUCGUAGGUCUGUUUGUGAUGCCGAUAGCCCUUCUCAUAAUAUUAUUUGACAAUGCCUGGCCUUUUCCAACUGCCUUGUGUCCUAUUUGGCUGUUCCUCGAUGUCCUCUUUUCCACAGCUUCCAUCAUGCACCUCUGUGCCAUCUCACUAGACCGCUAUAUUGCAAUUAAAAAGCCAAUCCAGGCUAGUCAGUACAAUUCAUGGGCUACAACAAUCAUCAAAAUCAUCGUGGUUUGGCUCAUUUCAAUAGGCAUCGCUAUUCCGAUCCCUAUCAGAGGCAUUGAAGAUGGAAACGGCAACUCUACAAACAUCACCUGUGUCCUCAUGCCUGAUCGUUUUCAUGACUUCAUUCUGUAUGGAUCAGUGGCUGCAUUCUUCAUUCCCCUCACUAUCAUGAUAGUCACUUAUUUUCUUACGAUCCAAGUGCUACGCAAGAAGGCCUACUUGAUCAACAAGCCACCUCAGCGUUUCACUUGGUCAACAGUGUCCACAGUAUUUCAGCGUGACACAACACCUGCCUCCUCACCAGAAAAGGUGGCCAUGCUAAAUGGCUCCAGAAAGGACAAGACUUUGUCCAAUGACAUGCCUAUCUGCAGAACGUCUACAAUUGGGAGGAAGUCCAUGCAAACAAUAACCAACGAACAAAGGGCGUCAAAAGUUCUGGGGAUUGUAUUUCUUCUUUUCUUGUUGAUGUGGUGCCCAUUCUUCAUAACAAACAUAAGUUCAGUUCUGUGCAACUCCUGCAACAAGGAGGUUUUUCAAAAGCUUAUGGAGAUAUUUGUUUGGAUAGGAUAUGUAUCCUCAGGAGUGAACCCUCUUGUCUAUACACUCUUCAAUAAAACAUUUAGGGAGGCUUUCAGCAGGUAUAUCACUUGCAACUAUUGGACCACAAAGCCUAUUAAGGCCCUUCGGGGGGGCUCCAGCAGAAUCUCUUUCAGAAGCUCUGUGGCGGAAAAUUCAAAGCUCUUUGUCAUGCAUGGGAUGAGAAAUGGGAUUAACCCCAUUAUGUAUCAGAGCCCAAUGAAGCUGAGGAGCUCACCCAUUCAAGCAUCAUCAGCCAUUCUGCUGGAUACAUUGCUGCUCACAGAGAAUGAAGUUGAUAAAACAGAAGAACAAGUCAGCUACGUAUAGCAGAAUGGCAGCCAUGUCCAUAUCAUAGUAUUACUAUAUGUAUUAUUCUAGGUAGCCAUGCUAUAAGAGGGUAUAAAUACUAUUGUUUUCUGUUAUUUAUGCAAGCAGUAUCUUAUAAAUUUAUAUUAAUUCCUCUCCUCCAAAGCCGCCUCUACUUUAACCGCAACCCCAUGGUGGCAACCACAACUUCAUUCCAUGAUAAGUGGCUAAUGCAGAACUGUAGGCUACUGGAAGAGGAAAAUAAAUAAAAGCUAAAUCAGUUUGAGUAUCUGA